AUGUCUUCAUGGCUCGCUCGUUCUCUCGCAAACUCUCUCCGAUUCGACGAUGACGGUAACAUUGAAAACGACGUCGUAACCGACCCUCCAACAACGUCCCCCAGAAUUUCCCCUCAACAAAAUGAAUCACAAGAUAAUGCAAUAAUUGAAUCACAAUUACAACAUCACGAUGAAGAUGAUGAUGAUGAAACGCAAGGUCGUGGUGUUAAAGAAGACCUCGACGAAAUCAAACAAACCCUAACUCGUCAAUUUUGGGGAAUGGCUUCGUUUCUCGCUCCUCCCCCAACGACUUCUCAAUCCGAUCACUCUUUCUCUGACAAACGACAACAACAACAACAAGAGAAUGAACAUCAACCACAAUUUGAUGAGGCUGUGAUUUUUAAUCAAUCUUUGGAUAUGGAACAAGGUGCGCUCCGUGAGGAUGAUCCUGACCCGAAUUCGAAUACAUUUGGAUCCGAUUCAGAAGGUGGCCGGGAGCCGGAGUUUGAUAUCCCGUCUGCAGUUGGAAUUACGGAGGAGGUGUUGACGUUUGCUUUGAAUAUCGCUAUGCAUCCCGAGACGUGGUUGGAUUUUCCUAUUGAUGAGGAAGAUGAUACCAAUGAUUUUUACAUGUCUGAAGCCCAACAAGAGCAUGCUUUGGUCGUUGAAAGACUUGCUCCGAGAUUAGCUGCACUCAGAAUUGAACUGUGUCCUUGUCAUAUGAGUGAAAGUUACUUCUGGAAAGUCUAUUUUGUGCUUUUGCAUUCGAGGCUUGAUAAGCAAGAUUCAGAGAUUUUGUCUACACCCCAGGUCAUGGAAGCCAGAGCGACAUGGAUGCAGGAAUUGCACAAACAAACAAAGCCUGAAUUUGAUAUUUUCGGAAGAAAUGAUCUCUACUCAAGAGAAAAUGUUCAGCAUCAUGAUUCUACUCCCAGCUUAUCAGAUGACACAUAUUCUGAUGACAUGCCUCACCAGGCAUACGGAUAUAGAACAGACUAUUUGUUUGUGAGGGCAGAUAAUGAGUCUGAGAAGCACACAAUCGAAAGUUCUGGAUCACAUUUCUCUGAUAAGUCAGUUAUUGAAGAAAAUCCAAUUAUUAAAAAUGAAAACAAGGAUCUAAGAAGUGGUCGACGGUCUCAAAUUAUCAUUCAAGACUAUGGUGAUGAUGACGAUGAUGAUUGGCCAGAGGAUGAUUCUGACUUAGGGGGAUAUGGUGGAGCAGCACUCCCUAUUGUCAAUGAAGAAGACAUAUCUUUCAGCGAUCUAGAGGAUGAUGAUUUUGGCAUUAAACAUGUUAGUGCCAAUCCAGAUUCAAAGGUGGUAUGA
Molecule: messenger RNA, 1305 nt
Organism: Vicia faba (fava bean)
Lineage: Eukaryota; Viridiplantae; Streptophyta; Magnoliopsida; Fabales; Fabaceae
Source: the annotation of a GenBank genome assembly